Arachis stenosperma is the source of this 1677-nucleotide messenger RNA. RefSeq lists its product as uncharacterized. The record is from RefSeq and is a predicted model, not a curated record. The transcript has 11 exons. The coding region runs from base 843 to 1418 and encodes 191 amino acids. Lineage: Eukaryota; Viridiplantae; Streptophyta; Magnoliopsida; Fabales; Fabaceae.
CAGGUUUAUGUUGUCAAUCUUUGGGAAGUUCCAAAUAGGUUCAACGGGAAGGAGAUAAAUGUCAUAGAUAUGGUUCUUUAAGAUAGUCAGGGUGGUAGGAUCCAAGCAUCAAUUCCAAAAUCCUUGGUCAAACGGUGGAGAGGACAACAGUUCAGCCGGUUGCUUAACCAAGCUAUCUUUUUUCAAGUUUUUUGCUUUAAACUUAUCCCAGAGUUGCUGGCUGCUGACAAGAUUGACAAUUUUAUGGUAAUAGGUGUCAUAGGAGAAGUGAUUGCUAAGGAGGACCCAAGAGAAUUAAUAACUAGAAAAGGAAAGGAGACUAAAUGAUUGGAUGUGAUUAUUGAGGAUCUCGAUAUUGGGUGUGUGUUCUUUGGAGAAAUGGUAGACCAAAUACUUUCAUAUCUUGAAGAAGGGAGGGUUGAGCCAUUAAUAGUCAUAGCACCGUUUUUCAAACCCAGCAGAUGGAAUGAUAAGACAUCCGUGCAGAGUCACUUCGGCUAUUCCAAUUUACGUAUCAACCCCGACCUAGAGGAGGUCAACGAAUUUCGUAACAGGAGGCUUUCUGAAAAACCUUCAAAUUCAACGAGGAUUACUCAAGUUUCAUCGCAUGAUCCGCGUUCCGAUGUAGACAAACUAAAACAUGCAGAUGUCGAGGUCAAAACCAUAGAAGAAGCUCUAAGCUCUACAUAGGUGAAGACACUCCAUACUACAACCAAUGUUAUAAAACCUCAUGACUUGAUAAUAUUUUGUUUUGGUUUACUUGUUUUGCAGGAAGGACCUAUCUGGAUUGUUGGAACUAUUGUUUCAAUUAAUGCUGAAAAAGACAAUUGGUUUUAUAAAUCAUGUCAGAAGUGUCCAAAGAAGUUGAAACUCCAAUUGGGGAUAGAUAUGAGUGUGGCAAAUGUGGCCACACUCACGAAAGUGCAUCACUUAGGUUCAAGGUCGAGGUGAUGGUGUACGAUGGAACAGGAAGCAUCUUGUUGUUUAUGAAGGAUAGAGAAACGAUACAAUUAUGUGGGAGGCAAGCUGACCAGAUCAAGGAUGAGGAGUGUACUGAUGGGAAAGGUUACCCUCCAACAUUGGAUUGCAUGAUGGACAGAAGGUUACUCUUCAAAGUAAAUGUCAAAGCGUCAAAUAUUAGGCACUAUGACCAGGAGACCGAUUAUAGUGACUCGCUUGAUGUCUUUGCAGCUGCGGUUAACCUGCACAAUGAUACUGAAUUUAUGCUUUCUGUGGAUGGUUUGGAAGACAAUGUCACAAGUCUCAAAUCCAAAACCCCAGCAAAAAGAGCUCUCAUAGGACUAAAGCACAAACUGGCUAUUAAUCUUGACAAAGAAGAUGUGGGAUUUUCCACAAACAAGUUUAGCCAAAAAGAAGGGAAGAGGCAAAAGAUGCAAUCUCAUGAAAGUUAUAAAUGAACUUAGUACCCUAAUCAGUAUAUUUUGUGAUUUCUAUUGGUGUUUUUAUUUUAAGCAUAGUAUCCUAAGUAGUAUUCUUGGAGUUAGCUUGAAAAUCUUUUCAGAAAGUGUUUUGUUGGGUUUCUACAAGUAUGAGGAAUGAGUUAGUAUUACAUAUAUUUGGAACAACUUGGAAAUCUUUUGGAAAGGUGUUUUCUUGGGUUUCUACAAGUAGGAGAAAUGAGUUAGUAUGAAAUAUAUUUGGAAAUGUUAAGUUGAU